UGAAAACAGCUUCCCCUCUAAGCUUCGGGGGACAGCGCAUAAGCUCAAUGGACCAUGCGCCCCUUGCCAGGUAAGAAGAGUCGAUACCUGCAAUGCGCAUGCUCAGUCCGAAGACCCGCAAAGGCCCGAAGGCCCGUAGAGGCGCAGGAAGAAGGAACGGCAGGGUUUGUCCUUCUGCGGCCCCCGUACUACGCCAGCGACAUGGCGGAAUAUUCCUGCGUUAAGAAAACAAAACUGGUUCUUAAGGGGGCGAAAUCGAAAAGUAAGAAAAAAAAUAAAGAUAAAAAACGUAAAAGAGAAGAGGAUAUAGAAGCUCAGCUUGAUAUAGUUGAAGGCUGGUGGACGGUAACCAAUUUUGGUGAAAUCACAGGAACUGUAGCAAUAGAGAUGGGUUUUGGAACCUAUAUCAGUGCUCUUGAUAAUGGCCUCUUUACUCUUGGAGCUCCACAUAAAGAUGAAGGCCCUAGUCCUCCUGAACAAUUCACUGCAAUCAAGCUGUCAGAUACAAGAAUUGCAUUGAAAUCAGGGUAUGGAAAAUACCUUGGCAUUAAUUCAGAUGGGCUUGUAAUUGGACGUUCUGAUGCAAUAGGUGCAAGGGAGCAGUGGGAGCCUGUGUUUCAAGAGGGAAAAAUGGCUCUGUUAGCAGCCAACAGCUGUUUUAUCAGUUGUAAUGAAGAAGGUGAUAUAGUAGCCAAAAGUAAAACAGCAGGCAAUGAUGAAAUGAUAAAGAUCAGAACAUGUACAGAAAGAGAAGCCAAACAAAAAGAUGACAUUUCUGAGGAAGAUAAAGGAAAUGUAAAGCAAUGUGAGACCAACUAUGUGAAGAAAUUUCAAAGUUUUCAAGAUCACAAACUCAAAGUAAGCCAAGAAGAUAGUAAAAUUCUGAAAAAAGCUAGGAAAGAAGGCACUUUCCAUGAAGCACUGCUGGACAGGAGAUCAAAACUGAAAGCUGAUAGAUAUUGCAAAUAAUCAGAACUGCAAUGCACUUUUUUUCUUCCCUUAAUUAGCAGCUUUGUGUCUGUGUUUAUGUGUGUGAAUUUUUUAAAAUAAAACAUAUUUGUCAAAGUAAAUCUCAA
Messenger RNA from Crotalus tigris (Tiger rattlesnake), 1076 nucleotides. RefSeq names its product FSHD region gene 1 (gene FRG1). Lineage: Eukaryota; Metazoa; Chordata; Lepidosauria; Squamata; Viperidae. The transcript is spliced from 9 exons. The coding region runs from base 55 to 969 and encodes 304 amino acids. Gene Ontology annotation, molecular function: actin filament binding. Gene Ontology annotation, cellular component: nucleolus; catalytic step 2 spliceosome; striated muscle dense body. The record is from RefSeq and is a predicted model, not a curated record.